AUGGACCGCAAAGCUCGUUCCAAGCCCAUGCAAAACAUUCUGAACCGCAUGCUCUCAACGGGUCGGUAUGAACUCAUUGUGUUUGGAGACAAGGUCAUUCUCGAUGAAGACGUCGACACGUGGCCCGUGGUCGAUGUGCUCAUAUCGUUCUUCAGCACUGGUUUUCCUCUAGAAAAAGCUAUCAAGUAUGUCGAGCUUCGGAAACCCGUGUGUGUAAAUGAUUUGUACAUGCAAACCGUGCUGUGGGAUCGACGUGCCGUACUGCGUAUCCUACAGCAAAUUGGAGUACCAACACCGCCGAGUAUCUAUGCAGAUCGAGAUGGCGGUCCCACACUUGAUCCAGUCGUAGUUGAGGAUGUGAAGGCACGCGUUGGACUGGAUCUUGGAAAGCGUACGAACAUGCCUAAUGUUGUCAUGCAAGACCAUGACACCUUGUUAGUGAAUGGCUGUCCCAUACGGAAGCCGUACGUGGAAAAACCUGUGAGUGGCGAAGACCACAACAUUCACAUUUACUUCAAUGCUCAAUCCGGGGGUGGUGGUCGUCGCCUAUUCCGCAAAGUCGGGAACAAGUCGUCGGAGUUUGAUCCGGAACUCGUUGAACCUCGUAUGGAUGGCUCCUACUUGUAUGAAGAAUUCAUGGAUGUCGAUAAUGCCGAGGACAUCAAGGUGUACACCAUUGGCCCAGAGUUCUGUCACGCAGAGACGCGCAAGUCGCCUGUCGUUGAUGGCCUUGUAAAACGCAAUCCUGACGGGAAGGAAAUCCGGCACGUGGCCGAGCUCUCGCCUGAGGAACGCGAAAUGGCACGACGUAUUACGAUUGCUUUUAAGCAGUUUAUCUGUGGCUUUGAUUUGCUGCGUGUGCGCGACAAAAGCUAUGUCAUUGACGUGAACGGAUGGAGCUUCGUCAAAGGUAACGAUGGUUACUACGAUAAGUGCGCCGAUAUUUUGAACAAGUUUUGCGAGACGCAUCAAAUUUCUCGGCCGCUCCGUCGGCCUAGUGAUGAUGUGCGGGCAAGAGACGAGACAUCGAGCUGGGUCUUGAAAGCCAAUGUGACUGUAUUCAGACACGGUGACCGCACACCAAAACAGAAGAUCAAACGCAGCUACAAAGCCCGUGAUGCAUGGACGAAGCCAAUUGUUGACUUGAUGCACGGAUACCGUGAAGAGAUUAUUCUACGUUCGAAUUUGGACGUCGUGACAAGGGCACUUCACGAAGCCAUGGAACUAAGUGGCGCGGACCAUGGCGAUCUACUCUUCGUGUCAGACAUCAUCGAUCGAAAGAAGGUCUUUCCCGGCACCAAAAUUCAAUUGAAGCCGAGCUUCUCCGCCGAGACGGACCAGCUGGAGAAAGUGCAACUUGUGAUCAAAUGGGGUGGCGAGUUCAGUCAUGCUGCCUUACACCAAGCGCGUGACUACGGCAUCAAUAUGCGACGCGAUAUCCACAUCAUGAACAAAGAAGUUCUGGAUGAAUGCACGAUUUAUACCAGCUCAGAGCGCAGGGUUUCUGCAUCCGCCGAGACGUUUGCUGAGGCGUUCCUAGAGGACGAGUCUGUCCGUGGGGCCGGGCAACACAAGCCAAAGGAAAUGGUCGUUCGGAAAGAUUUGUUGGAUGAUUCAAAUGCUGCUAAACACAUGAUGGACGAAGUCAAAGAAGAGCUUCGCUCGUGUCUGCAGCCAACACCAGAGAAUGUAGAUGUGCGUCCUGAUGGCUGGUCCAAAGACCUCCCACCGCCCUCGCUCAUUAGCACAGAAAUCCAGCACUUGCUUCAGAGUUUGGGCGAGACAAUGCAUGCAAACUUUUCCAGACUCGAUGUCAACAAGAUUCAGGACCGCUGGUGCACGCACGAGACGCCUACUUUGUUUCGCGAGCGUUGGGACAAGGUCAUCGAAGACUUUAAACACCCGAAUGAGCCAUCGCGUGCUAGUGAAUUGGCUGAUAUGCUGUCACACGACGGUUUGCACAAUCGCACUUUUCUGGAGACGAUCUUUUCUGCUCCAGAAGACGAUGAUGCAUGCAAGCUUGAGCGGCUCCAUCGCCUCUACCGCAUGAGUCUCGCUCUCUUUGAAUACGUAUGCCCUCGAGAGUAUGGUAUCACUCCCGAGCAGAAAGAAAUGAUUGGGCUCCUGACCUCACAGCCGCUACUCAACAGCAUUGUGCAGAACCUGAAAGCAUCUCAGGACAAGAAAGGGAUGUGCACUUUCUAUUUCACCAAAGAGUCCCACGUUCACACACUGCUGAAUCUUCUUCUUUCCUCGCAUCUUUCCAUCAUCAUGCCACGCAUGCCUCCUAUGGACUAUUUCUCGAGCAUUACUUUUGAAGUAUACGAGCGCGAACGACCGACUUCAUCAUCGAGCAUGGCACCUGCCAAGCCUGAAAGAUCGCUUGUCAUUAGCGUUUCAGAAGGCGCACAUAGCUCAGAGGUCCUCUUUAUUCGCUUGGACGGCCGACAUGCACUCACGCCUUUGCCCAGCAGGCCAUUGACGUCGCACAUGGACUUUGACUCGUCGAUUGAUAAGCUGUCGGCGUUGUGUGAAAAGCGGGAACAGCUCGACACCCGCCGUGGCCAGGUCGAAGGUGCGAGCGUGUACUUUGGAGAGGCUGACCAAGACGAACAUGUUGUUCAGAUCCGAGGCAUCCAACCAGACUCUCCAUAG
This is a messenger RNA of Malassezia globosa CBS 7966, 2655 nucleotides long. RefSeq lists its product as uncharacterized. Bases 1 to 2655 code for a protein of 884 amino acids. Gene Ontology annotation, molecular function: inositol hexakisphosphate kinase activity; diphosphoinositol pentakisphosphate kinase activity; 5-diphosphoinositol pentakisphosphate 1-kinase activity. Gene Ontology annotation, biological process: inositol metabolic process; inositol phosphate biosynthetic process. Gene Ontology annotation, cellular component: cytosol. The record is from RefSeq and is a predicted model, not a curated record. The transcript has a single exon. Lineage: Eukaryota; Fungi; Basidiomycota; Malasseziomycetes; Malasseziales; Malasseziaceae.